Molecule: messenger RNA, 2466 nt
Organism: Paramecium octaurelia
Lineage: Eukaryota; Ciliophora; Oligohymenophorea; Peniculida; Parameciidae
Source: the annotation of a GenBank genome assembly
AUGUAUAACAUUAAAAUUUCUCCCAAACUGAAAUCAGAUGACAGGUCCAUAAUGAAUUAAAUAUUGAAAGAAGAGGCAUUUUUCCUAAAUCAAAAGCAAGGCGAUAUACAUUCAUUUGUCUUAGAUGAUGAUUAAGAUUAGCUUCUUAAUAAAUUAUUAAAUGUUCAUAAGAUGACGAACAUAGACAAGGAGAACUAUACUAAGCAUAUUAGCUAUUGUGUAAGAAAUUUAGGACAAAAAUCAAUUGAUAAGUUGCCAAUGAUUAUGGAAAAAUAUGUAAAUUGUUGUAAUAUUUAAUUUAGAAAAAUGAAGAUGAAAGAUUUUAAAUAAUGUUUAUAGAAUAACUUAAUUUGAUAUAUGAGGCAUCUUUAUAAGCUCAGUAGCCGGUCAUACAAAUUUUGAGCUUUUUCUUGUUGAAUAGCAUUUUGAAAAUCAAAGAGUUGGCAGGUUAAUAGUUGACAAAGAUUGCUCUUCAUUUGUAAGGAGAUGAGAAAGGAAAUUAGUUGUUACCAAUCAUAAUAAAGAUGGCCCAUGAUGAUCUCAAUUAAGAUAAUAGAAUAGUGGCAUUGUAAUUAAUGGGGAAGCUCUCAUCAAUGUUUGGGAUACAAUUAAGCGAGUCUUUUAUAGCUUUUGAAGUAAUGUCUCUCGGAGAGGAUUCAAAAUAAGAUGUGAGAAAAGAGGCAGUUAAUCAAUUGCCCUUGGUUGCAAAAGUAGUGGGUAAAGACUUUUUUAAUAAAAAACUGUUCCCAUUCUACAUGAAAAGAUGCAAAGAAACUAAUACAAAAGUAAAGACUGCAUGUGUGGAACAUUUUUUGUAAAUUGUAGAAUUAUCAUCUCAAAAUUAAAAAAUUGCUGAUCUUACAGCUUAAAUAUUACAAUUCUAAAAGUAAUGAGAUAAUUACAUUUUUAGCGAUUCUAAUAAAUAUGUUAAGGGAGUUGCAUAUAGAUGUUUGGCUAGAUUUAUUGCAGCAAUUGAAAAAGACAAAAUUGAACCAAGACUCAUUGAAAAUUAUUUGAAGAUGGCUGAUUCAGAUAUAAGAGAAUUGCUACCUGAAUAGUAAGUAAUGUUUGCUUGUGCAUAUGGUUUUCCUGCAGUGUUAUAAACGGUUGGUGUUGCAAGAUGGUAAUAAUUGCAUAAAUUAUUUAAUCAUCUAUGGAAAUAAAAGAAUGAAAGAAUCUGUAAGACUUUGGCAGCUAGUCUACAUGAAGUUGCCAAAAUCAUAGGAGCAGAGAAAGCCGAAAUAGAUUUGUUUCCUAUUUUAGAGACCAUUUUUGUAAAAGAACCAAAUGAUAAUGUGUUAAUGGGUUGUGUUAAGAAUUUGUCAUAAUUUUUGAAAAUAUUUUCAGAUGAAAAGAAGGAGGCAUUUUUAGAAAUAUUUUUUUUCAUUUAGAGGGAUUUAAAAAAGUGGAGAAUCAGAGAAUCAAUAGCAAAUCAAUUAGAUGAGAUGGCUCUCAUCUUUCCUGCAGAAAUCAUAUUUAGAAUGAUUCUCCCUAUUGCUUUUAAGCUUUGUACUGACAAUGUGGCAUAAGUUAGAAAAAUAGCAUCCUCUAAAAUAUAUGCAUUUUUUUAAGGUAUCAAAGAUUCACCAUUGUCAGAAUAAUAUCAAACCUUCAUUAUUGAAAGCAUGAUAGGUUUUUAAAAGUCAUCGGUGUUUUAUCAAAGAUAAUCGUACAAUUUCCUAUAAUAUAUAGAUUUAUUUAGAUGUGUUCUAAAAUCAUGUAAUUUGAGGAUGCCAUCUUUUAAUAGCAUCUUCUAAAACCCUUACUAGAAUUAGCAUAGGACAAAGUUUAGAGUGUCAGAUAUAUGUUAUACAUGGCUAUAGAGAAUCACUUCAAAAUAUAGGGUAACUAUUUAUCUUAAAAUUAAAAGGAAAACAACAAGGAAAUCCAUAAUUAUUAGAAGUUUUUAAUUAGCUAUCAAAUGACAAGAUUAUUAAAUCACUUGUAAAAUAUAAACCAACUUUGGAAGUCCAAGUCAAUGAGACAGAAUCAAAAGAAUAAGAAAAUCUACAGCCUAGUUCAGAAGUGAUUAAUUAGGAACCUUAGUUAGAAGAAAUUGAUGAUGAUGAAAUUCCACAAAGAUAAGUUUAAGAAGAACCAGAGAUCUUGAAAUAGUUGAGACAAGAGAAAUAAGAAUUUAUCAAAAAAUAGGAGGAAAUCUAGAAGGAAUAAUUAGAAAAGGAAUCAGAUGCAAAAUUAAAUGAACAAGUUAGUUAAAUCACUAUCAAUGAAAAUGCAGAAAAAAAUGAAUUUAAUGAUGAGACUACUCAAAUUGCUUAUGAUUCUUCAGAUUAAAACAUAAAAAAUAAUGAGUCUCAAGAAUUAUACUAGUUUGAGUAAUUAUAAGGAUAAGGUGAAUAACAAUAAAAAGAGAAUGAUGGAUUAUAAUAAAAUGAAGAAUAUGAAUAAGGAUCAUAAAAUGAUUAAAAAGAGAUAAAUACUGAAGAAGAUGCUUCAUAACUUUGA